CGGGUAAUGAAGGAGGAGGCUGUGAGAGGUCUGAUUCCACAGUUGAAGACAAAGAAGUAAAAAGUCCUGAACACUGUAACAGUUCAAGCAAUUCACAAGACCUUUGCAUGGCCUUGAGACCAAUAUACUCUGUUUUGAAAGGAACUAGCAAGAAGCAAAGUGAAUUUGAUAACUGGAGUCCUUUAAAUCACCAAGUGAACAGACUUAACACACAUCAUCCUGAACAUGGAGUUUCAACGAACAAUAAACACCAAGAAAAUGCAAACGAACGUUCAGUUGGUGAUAGUUUGGAAAAUCGGGCCAAAUCCCCUUGCUCAACGGUUCUUUAUCAGCAUAAGUGGCCUCUUCGAAAACCAUCUUGUGAUGGGCUGUAUAGCUGUGAGCAUUGUGACUUCAACAGCAAGUACCCGUCAGAGCUGAAGCAGCAUGUUAUUCUCAGGCACACAAACACUCUGCCGAACAUCUGUCCAGUUUGUAAACAUGAAUUUCUAACGUACGAUCUACUUCAUAAGCACAUGCAGAUCCAUGAAACAGAAGAGCCAAAUGCUUGCCAGUUGUGUAGCUACAGUGCAGAAAACCCGAAGGAGCUGGAGUUACACGUGGCGGAUGUCCACAGCACUGGGUAUCUGUACUGGUGUGAACAAUGCAACAUCCACUUCUGCAGUACCAGUGAGCUGCAUCUUCACUUGCAACAGCAUGAUGGCGAUGAACAGUACCUCUGCCAGUUCUGUGAGUAUGGCACAGAUGAUGCUGCUGAGCUACAUAGCCAUGUCCUUGCCGAACAUGCAUACAGCCUCAUGGAGAUGAAUGACAGCUCCGAAGAUGGACUUCAGGGACCUGCAGGCUUCUUAAGUAAAGUGAGCUUUGACCGGGAGAGAAAUUUCUUUAUCUGUCAGUCCUGCGGCUACAGGAGCCGGUUGUACGGCAAUGUAAACCGGCAUGUGGCAAUUGAGCAUGCCCGUUUUUUUCCAUACGUGUGUGAUGAUUGUGGGAAGGGAUUUUGCAACACAGCCGAAUAUAACAAACAUUUGAACUUGCACUCUUCUCAGGAGAUAUACUUGUGUCAGUACUGUGAUUAUUCUACUGAGCAAAUUGCAAACCUCCGAUCCCAUAUCGACAUAAGCCACGCUGCAGCGCUUCCAUACAAAUGCGAGAUGUGUAUGUUGAGGUUUGCAAAUGAUGGUGAUCUUAUGUGGCAUCUUGCUAAACACAAACAGAAUAAUGAGCUGCUAUGGUAUCAGGGAUAUGAUUAUUAAACAUAAUUUUAAACUUUGUUUCUGUGGCUGUGUCUUGUAGAAUUCCACGAGUGUGAAACUACAUUGUUUUUUGAUUAUUUGGAAGAUGUUCCUGUGGAAGAAUGCCAUGUAAGUCCUCACAAGCCUAUCUGUCUGACUAUAGAGAAUCCAAAGUGGCUUAACUGAGUGUGUGAAGCGUUUUCUGUUGCUGUUCUAAUUCGCCGAUUGUAGCACUGUGUGUGAUGGCUGAGAACCAAGCAAGAAAGCAUUCCAAGUUCCAACCUGUCCCAAACAUCAAUAUUUUAAAGUAGAAUGUAAACCAUGACUAUAAAUGGGGGAACUGUAACAGCACAGUCUGUGCCCUGGUACCUGAAAAGUUAAAACAGCAAAAGGUAGACCUUCCCAUUUGGGUGUUAUCUGAGAUCUGUGCACAAAUUGUUUCCAAAAUUGAAACUAGGUUUCCCUCAUGCUCCCCCUCUUCACUACCGCCUCUCUAAGUUUCUAAACUGUCUUAUUUAGCUAAUGUUUUAAAAACUUUUUUAAAAAUUUUACUUUAAGAUCGGUCCUUGAUUUAUGAAUAAUAAUCUUGUGCAACAUGAUCCAUACAGCCAACAUGGAUAUAUCACAAAUGCUUAGAAAGUGAAUUAAUGUCUAGUUCACCACCUGUGAGUAAGCAGCUUUGCAAAUAACUAAUUACCUUUAAAACAAUUGCAUUUGGUAUUUAUAAUGGUUUGCAGAAUUCAGUUUCUUAGUAAGUUUAAAAUUUUACACUCAAAGCUUUUGAAACAUGUUUGUCAGCACCUGGCACCCAAAGAGCUUUCUUAAAUUUAAAAGUCUCCAUGAAUUUUGCAAAUUAAUACUAUUAAUGGAAACUUAAUUCAAUCUGCAGAUGUGUCAGAUUUGUAACAGGGUCAGCUUCCACCACAAUGCUUUUCAAACUAGCACAGAAGAUAGCAGGAAUUUAGUUUAGAUCUGGAUUUUUUUUUUGAGUUUUCUAACUGAUUUCCAGAGAAUUUCCAGUGAAAGGCCAUUUGGUUGCACGGUGCCAGAAACUACAGACUCCUUGGCUAAAAAUCUUUUUUUUUCCUCAAGAUUAUUUUCUAAUCAUAAUUUUUGCAAUGGCAUGCUGGCGUUUUACAAGUCAUGGUUGUUGCAAGAGGACCCAAGAUAACAGGAGAGAGAGGAGAAUCUUCUGCAUUUCUAAACAGAUCAUUGAGGUAAUAUUGGCUGCAUGUGUUGUCCACAGACUAGGCUAUCCUAACCAAACUGGGUGUUGGGACAAGAACAAAUUUAGCAAAAUUACAGAGCCAAAUUAAAUUUGAAUGCAUCUCAGCAAAGGAUAAAUGUCUCAUGAUGGGGAUUCAAAGAAAACCUUACUGCGGAAAACAAUCCACAGAUCAACAAUGCUGUGCUUUUUUUCCAGACUUUCUUACAUUAAAGAUGAUUUAAUAAUGGACCAAUGGCUUGCAAUGUUUCUUGUAGGUGUACAAAGAGAUGCACUUGUACCUAUACAAGUGUACAUUAUAUAAAUAUAAAAUUAUGCUUUCUUAACACAAUUCCACUAUGUCAGAGUGCCCUUCAAGGUUGGAUGGAUGUGAUAGUAAUGUAUAUACACAGAAGAUGGUUCAUAUAUUCAGAGUGUCUAUAGUGAUUUCGUGGAUAUCACCUGAGCACUGAAAUCAGAUUUACUGACAUUUUAUAGUUCACUGACUGUUAUUUAGUAUUUAUUUUGAAGGCAUCUUAUCCAUGGGUAUGGUGCAGUAUGACGGAUCUCUUACCAGCUUUCUUGAAAGUGGUUUGGGCAAAGUAUCACUCCUUUCUUUAUAAUGUAUAUCAAUAUAAUUACGUAGGCUAUGUAGAGCUGAUUGUGCUGAAGAUCGUGUCAAUGUUAUGGAAUAAGUGACAUCAAUUUUGAAAAUUAAAAUAAACUUUGUCAGCUCAGUUGGAAAUUAUGGUUAUCUUGUUUUAUUAUAGUCAGUGCGUUUGUGUUCUUAAAUAUGCAAAAACUCAUAUUUGGAUUCUUGUUCGGCUUCUUGGAAAAGUAUCUUAAUAAUUAGCCUUGUGCAUUAAAAACUGCUUAAUAUACACAGUUAUACAUUUGAAUUGAACAGAAUGAUGCCUACUUAUAAGUCAUACUUGCUAAACUGCAAUAUUACAUUGUGGGACAGUUCCACAAUGGCUUUUCUUCUAUAUCCAAAAGUGCUCUUACAUACAAUUGACCGUUUCUUUUCCAAAUGUAUACCACUUUUAUUUUAAAUGCGGAAGUGCUUUUACACAACUGAAAAGCUUUCCUACCACCAAAUCACAGGGACCUGUUUUGUUUUUAACUAUCGACUGCCACCAUUAAAUCAUCCAUUUGGCCAAAGGAUCCCAUCAUGCCUUUGAGAAUAUUGUUUUCGUUGGGAAAACCUGGGAUUAAGUCCGAGGUCGAUCACCUAUUUUUAUGCAAGCUACAGGAUGUUUUGGAACAGCCUUAUCCAGCUCUUUGUCGGCAUAUAUUCAUUGCACAAGCAGACUCAGCAUCUAAUUGGCAUUCUGUCAAAGAGGUCAUAGAGUGGCUGGAAUCAAAGAUUACAGGAGAAACCAGGAAAAUGGGGUUGAAAAACCAAUCAGCCAUGAUUGAAUGGUGGAGCAGACUCAAUGGGCUAAAUGACCUGAUUUCUGCUCCUAUGUCUUGUGGUCUUAUAAUAGAACAUGGAUAGCUGCUCUUUUAAGAUUGAGAGAGUAGGCUUGAGGCUAUCACAGGAUACAACCAGGAGAAACUAAUUGUCAUUAAUACUGACAUCAUCUAACUUGAUAACCACAAAGUUCAAGCAAACAUUUAAUCCACGCAUUUUAACUUUUUACAUAAUGCAUUGCAGAAUAUCAAUCCAAGCCACUUUCAGAGAUUUCAAACCUAUCAUAGUUUUCACAUUUCAAACCUGGUUUGAUUGGUCAUCCAUUGUGUUUUUUCACAAAGGAUAAAGUAUUUAUAUUUAAAGGGGAAUGAAAUAUUCAAAGCUGAUAUUCAACUGUUAAUAAGACCCACAAAGAAGUGCAGUGUGUUGUUUUAUAAUACAUUAGUAUCUUUUGGUUGGGGUAAAAAGAUGCAGCAAAUUCUAUGCUGGCAAGAAGUCUGUGUACCUUGCCCCAACUCUGAAUUUCAGAUUUUAAUGUGUGCAUGUUACAAAUGUAAUUUUAUAUUGCCAAAUAUAAUUGUUUGAAAAUAUGCCAAUCUGUUAAAUGUAUCAUGAAGAAAUUAUGUAACAUUUCACACAUGCAGGUAUUUAGUGAAACCUUCACGUAAGUUCCUGUAGAAUCCUAUUUAUCUUUGUGGGAGUCAAAAAUAGUGUUUAAAGUUAUUUUUGAAGUAUUUGAUAAUGCAACGCUUAGGAUAAUUUCUACAUGCAACGUGGCUUGUCACAGUUUCUCGAUGUUUGACAAAUAAUUUUGUAUUUGCUUAUUUUUGUAUGCCUCUGAUUUUGAUGGAAUUCUCAACUUUUGUUAAAUAGAGAAUACAUUUGCAUUCUUGUAACAUUGCACAACACUGUACAAAAGUGACGUACAGCAAGUGAUGGACUGUAUUCUGGGAGUAUUUUCAGACAUUUGAAUAAUGAGAAGAAAUAAUGCUGUACUUAUGGGAACUAGUGCUAUAUUGUAAGAUAAUAGUAUUAAAAUGUAAUUUUUGCACUUUGA
Chiloscyllium plagiosum (whitespotted bambooshark) is the source of this 4910-nucleotide messenger RNA. RefSeq names its product zinc finger protein 639-like. Lineage: Eukaryota; Metazoa; Chordata; Chondrichthyes; Orectolobiformes; Hemiscylliidae. The record is from RefSeq and is a predicted model, not a curated record.